Molecule: messenger RNA, 2849 nt
Organism: Atta colombica
Lineage: Eukaryota; Metazoa; Arthropoda; Insecta; Hymenoptera; Formicidae
Product: serine/threonine-protein phosphatase alpha-2 isoform
Exons: 6
Coding region: 251-1237 (328 amino acids)
Cellular component (GO): nucleus; cytoplasm
Molecular function (GO): protein serine/threonine phosphatase activity
Source: RefSeq, a predicted model, not a curated record
AUGAGACGUGAGCAGAUGUGAGAGAGCGGGAGAAGUGGAGUGGAGUGGAGUGAAGUGGCGGAAGGGAGUGGAGUAUGCGCGCGCGGCGCGAUUCCGGACGGCCAUUGCGAAUAACUUGUACGAAGCUGCGAGCUGCGAGCGCGAUUCCGUAUCGUACGGCACACAAGUGAAAAAUUUCGGUGAAUCGACGUUUAUCUCUGUACUAAGGUGCCCCGUGUCAAGUUUGGAACGCGCACGACACUCCGGCCCGAUGGCUGAGACCGACAAAUUGAAUAUCGACAACAUCAUAGCUCGUCUCUUGGAAGUACGAGGAGCAAGACCAGGUAAAAAUGUUCAGUUGACAGAAGUGGAGAUUAGAGGAUUGUGUCUCAAGUCACGUGAAAUCUUUCUAUCACAACCUAUCCUUUUAGAACUCGAAGCCCCAUUGAAAAUAUGUGGUGAUAUUCAUGGACAAUAUUAUGAUUUGUUGCGAUUAUUCGAGUACGGUGGUUUUCCUCCCGAAAGCAACUAUCUUUUCUUAGGAGAUUACGUUGAUAGAGGGAAACAAUCGUUGGAAACUAUUUGUCUUCUUCUUGCCUAUAAGAUCAAGUAUCCAGAAAAUUUCUUCUUGUUAAGAGGAAAUCAUGAAUGCGCGUCCAUUAAUAGGAUAUAUGGAUUUUAUGAUGAAUGUAAACGUCGUUACAACAUUAAACUAUGGAAAACAUUUACUGAUUGCUUCAAUUGCCUACCUGUUGCUGCGAUAGUAGACGAGAAGAUAUUUUGCUGCCAUGGAGGCUUGAGUCCGGAUCUUCAAAGCAUGGAACAGAUCAGACGUAUCAUGCGACCGACAGAUGUACCUGAUCAGGGAUUACUCUGUGAUUUAUUGUGGUCUGAUCCCGAUAAAGACACUAUGGGUUGGGGUGAAAAUGAUCGCGGUGUAUCCUUCACUUUCGGCGCAGAAGUUGUUGCCAAGUUUUUGCACAAGCAUGAUUUUGAUCUUAUAUGCCGUGCGCAUCAGGUGGUGGAAGAUGGUUAUGAAUUUUUUGCCAAACGACAAUUGGUGACUCUGUUCUCGGCUCCGAACUACUGCGGCGAGUUUGACAAUGCAGGUGCCAUGAUGUCAGUGGACGAGACUCUCAUGUGCAGUUUCCAAAUUUUAAAACCGGCCGAUAAGAGGAAAUUCACCUAUGGUGGUCUCAAUGCUGGACGGCCUGUGACGCCACCGCGGGGUGCAAACAACAAAAAUAAGAAGAAGUGAAGUCCUUAGAUUUAUCUUUCGAAUGCGAUGCUUGGAACUGCUACCGCCCAACCCGACAUCUAUCUAUCGAGACAUUAAGACCGCGCCUCUUCCUUUUCCUUCGCUCCCCUGCAUUCAUUCACAUUCAUUUUAUUCAUUUUCCAUUUUUUAUUCCACUCCUAAACUGAUCUUAUUAGCCACAAUUGACCACAAUGCACAGAUUCAUCAUCGAAAGAAAAACACGAUAGCUACGAAAAACUUAUCUGACGCGAGGAUUUUAUCUAUGGGAUCUUGAGAUCGAUCAUGUUUAGUUUUCCUUUCUUCAUACUUGUACAUUUCUUUUUUAUAAAUAAAAUUCACAUAAAAACAUGUAUCAUAUUUCUUUAGUCGAUGUAUCACAUCCAUCAUCCCGACGUGACCAUUUUUCACAUGCGUGAAUUUGAGUUGAGUUUUACUCGUUCCAAAGUUUAUCCUUGAAGCGAGUAACUGCGUGCGUGCGACGCGAUGUGUCACUCUUGAUUUCGUUCAUCAGAAUAUCUCGUACGUAUAUGUACCGAACGAGCGCAUAACAGGUACUAUUUAUAAUAUAUAUGUAUAAUACUAUACGCGUACGCUCGUGACAUUUGUUUAUUCUUGUAUUCUUGUAUGUGUAUCCGCUCGUGGAAGAUACAUCUAUCAUGUAUAUAAUGAAAAUAAUUCCAGGCUAUUAAUCUCGCAUGUUCAGUUGGACACGAUUGUUCUGGCAGAUGUAAUUUUACCUAUGUCAUAUUCAGAGAGAGAGAGAGAGAGAGAGAGAGAGAGAGAGAGAGAGAGAGAGAGACGUGUAUGUACAAGGGCUAAACCGGUAACACCAAUCAUUAUUAAGCUCCUUGCGACGCACUUUCGUUAGCGUUACUUGGUAAUUCCAGAGAGUUUAGUUUAAAUACAGUGAGAACAAUAUUAAGAUCAAUAGCAAGUAAAAUAUCUAGUCUAGUUGCGUAAUAACUUUUUUUUUUUUUAAUGGAAUACAUUGGAGCGAAAAAAUGGGAAAAGGAAGGAGGCAGCAACAAAAAAGCAGAAAAAAAGGGAGGCAUAUAUAGAAACUAAGGACUUAAAAUAAUUCAACUUUUCGAUAUUUAAAGCAAUGUAUCAAAGUAUAUAUCAAUCGUAGCUCGAUCUUUAUUUCACACCAAGUGUAUCAUAGGUACAAAUGAUAAAUCUAGCCAAAAAUAAAAUCAUAACGAGCCGGCCAAGAAGAUUUUCGACUUAUUUAUCUUUCUAAAUAAUUAUAACAAAUAAUUAUUCUACUUGUUGAUAAUCAUUCUCAUGUAAGCGUUAUUAACAAUGUUAUAUAUAUAGUGUUGUUUAUUAAUAAUCAAUUACAAAAGUGGAGACGCGCCCGUGCCGCACCAUAGGCUUGGAAAUUAAAGAUCAAAAGAGAAUAUACUAAAAGCACUGUUUUAUGCACAAACAAAAUUGUUAUUUAGGAAGCUGUUGACUAAAAUGUCGCAAAACGAACCGCCAAAAGAAUCGUGAAGGAGAGAAGUAAAAGCACGUUAUGACAUGCGAUCUAAGAUUGUAAGAGCAGAUUAGUCAUCGAGAAUUGCGCAAACCAGCGCAAACUCCGUGAGAUACGAGGAGACGUACAAGAAGC